Molecule: messenger RNA, 2002 nt
Organism: Salvia splendens (bonfire salvia)
Lineage: Eukaryota; Viridiplantae; Streptophyta; Magnoliopsida; Lamiales; Lamiaceae
Product: citrate synthase, mitochondrial
Exons: 19
Coding region: 307-1782 (491 amino acids)
Biological process (GO): tricarboxylic acid cycle; citrate metabolic process; carbohydrate metabolic process
Cellular component (GO): mitochondrial matrix
Source: RefSeq, a predicted model, not a curated record
GAGAGAGAGAUCAAAUGUAAAAUAAUAUCCUUAGCAAGAGCCGCGAUGGAAUUUUCUUUCUAAUUUUAAUUUCUAAAGUCAGCCGUUGAUUCAUUCAUCUCUCCGCAAACAUCUCUUCAUCUUUCUAUAUCUGUCCCCAAAUCCUCUCUCACAUAAGGUCAUUAUUCUUAACUGAUUCCAUUUAUUUCACCGCCAAUUACUCAGUGCCGCUACUUUUCCGUUGUAAGUGUUCUCACCUCGAUGUUUGGUUGAUCUGCCGAAAUAAAUCGAUAAAUCGCUGGAAAUUGAUUUUGGUAUUCCGGAGCAAUGGUGUUUCAUAGGGGUGCUUCUCUGUUGACGAAGCUACGGUCGCGCGCUGUCCAACAGCCAGGUCUCCGCAAUUCUGUCCGCUGGUUCCAAGUCCAGACAUCAUCCGAGGACCUACAUUCCCAGCUGAAGGAAUUGAUUCCUGAACAACAGGAACGCCUGAAGAAGCUUAGAUCAGAACAUGGUAAAGUUCAGCUGGGAAAUAUUACUGUUGAUAUGGUACUUGGUGGAAUGAGAGGAAUGACAGGACUAUUGUGGGAGACUUCAUUACUUGAUGCAGAAGAGGGAAUUCGCUUCAGGGGUUUGUCUAUUCCUGAAUGUCAGAAAUUAUUACCUGCAGCCAAGUCUGGAGGAGAACCGUUACCUGAAGGCCUCCUUUGGCUCCUUUUAACAGGAAAGGUGCCAACAAAGGAGCAAGUGGAUUCAUUAUCCAAGGAACUAAGAAAUCGUGCUACUGUCCCAGAUCACGUGUAUAAAACUAUUGAUGCCCUACCUGUUGACGCUCAUCCAAUGACUCAAUUUGCGACUGGUGUUAUGGCUCUUCAGGUCCAAAGUGAAUUCCAGAAGGCAUAUGAGAAAGGGAUCCAUAAGUCUAAGUACUGGGAACCAACAUAUGAGGACUCCCUUAGUUUGAUUGCUCAACUUCCGAUUGUCGCUUCAUAUAUCUACCGCAGGAUGUACAAGAAUGGGCAAGUUAUACCAAUGGACGACUCUUUAGAUUAUGGAGGGAAUUUCGCACAUAUGCUGGGUUUUGAUGAUCCUGCCAUGCAAGAGCUUAUGAGGCUUUAUGUGACCAUCCAUAGUGAUCAUGAAGGUGGGAAUGUCAGUGCCCAUACUGGUCAUCUGGUUGCUAGCGCCCUUUCUGAUCCUUAUCUCUCAUUUGCUGCUGCAUUAAAUGGACUAGCUGGUCCACUUCAUGGCUUGGCUAAUCAGGAAGUCUUGCUAUGGAUUAAAUCGGUGGUAGAAGAAUGUGGGGAAAAUGUUAGCAAAGAAGAUUUGAAAAAAUAUGUCUGGAAAACAUUGAAUAGUGGCAAGGUUGUUCCUGGAUAUGGGCAUGGAGUUUUGCGCAAUACUGAUCCAAGAUACACAUGCCAGAGAGAAUUUGCUCUCAAGCACAUGCCAGAGGAUCCACUGUUUAAACUAGUAACUGCUUUAGCCUUGAUAAAUAUAGGUGUACAUUCAGACUCAGUUAUUCUGAUAUGUCUGCUGCAGGUUUCAAAUCUUUAUGAGGUAGUGCCCCCAAUACUAUUGGAACUUGGAAAGGUGAAGAACCCAUGGCCAAAUGUAGAUGCCCACAGUGGAGUAUUGCUCAAUUAUUACGGUUUAACAGAAGCAAGAUACUACACCGUUCUUUUUGGCGUAUCAAGAGCUAUUGGCAUUUGCGCUCAGCUAAUUUGGGACCGAGCUCUUGGACUGCCACUAGAGAGGCCAAAGAGUGUUACGAUGGAAUGGCUCGAAAAGCAUUGUAAGAAAUGAGCUUGAGUUCAAGUUCUCCUGACAGUAGAAGGCGUGGUAAUAAAUUUUUAGAAUAAUGAUUGCUUGAGAAAAAGCAUUUGGGAAUAAAAUGAAGGUUGGCGAGUUGUAUUAUCCGUUUUCUUGUUUGAUUACAUUGCUUGUAACUUCUAUUCCCAAGUUUUGUAUGCACUAUAAUGUAACUUUUAUUAUUGGUUUGAAUUUAACAUCCAAGAAUGUUACA